AGAAAUAUCCUCCAGUGAGACACUGAGAAAUCACUACCUACCUGCCUACCCGGUCUCGAUCCUCCGUCAGUAAACUCAAAGAUGUCGUUCAGUGCGGUAGCCAACUAUCUGCUUAUUUUAUUAACUGUGGUUAAUGGAAUGCCACAAAGAGAUGAUACAUCACAAGAAAAAUCUGAAGCGCCUCCAUUUCUUCAAUUUACCAAUGGAGGAAUCCGAGUGAACUUUGCGGGAUAUCAUGCUGAAGCUGGACUCGGUGGUCUUUUGCGAGGUACGGGUGGUGGACUUCACGUGAGCGCGGGAACUCCAUGGGGUGCACACGCUGGCGCGGGAUUAGGCGGUCAAGUAGGAGAUAAUCUUGGCGGCGGUCUUUACGCUCGUGCUGGACUCGGUCGUGGAGGACCAGAAGCGGCAGCUGGCCUCGGUGGGAAACUGGAUGGCACUGGACGGUCAGCGAACCCGAUUUCAGGUGGCUUGUACGCAGGGGCAACGCCGGGUGGCGGACCAGGACCGGGGGUAUUUCUCGGCGGAGGUGUCGAUCAACCUAUUGGAGUAUACGAUGGGAUUAUAAGUGGCAGUGCGGCAGAGACAGCAACUGCCGCGCCAGCGAGUGCGGAUGCGGCUGCGAGCGUAACCGCUGCUAAGCCGAGCAAGGGCCGCACGAAUAUACAGAUCAUACCUUCGAGAGCGCAGAAGGAGAAAGAGAAAGAGAAGACAGCAGUUGCAGCUGACGCUACUCUUCGAGCCGAUGGGCCCGCAGGUGAAAAAAUCGGAUCGCUAAACAAGGAGAUGCGACGUGCAGUGCCAUACACAGUCAUGGCACCCGCAGCUGAUGGGGGUCUAGUCAAAUCGGUUUACAUUGGGGCAGCGCCAGCCGUGAAAACCGUCGUGGUUUCGACACCUACAGCUGCUGCACCCGCUCAAGACGCAGUCCAAGCCACCGCCAAUGCAACGGUUACUACUGUUGCCAAUAAUCCAAGCGUAAUCGUCCAGAAGCCCGUGUAUCCACGCUGGCACUUCAGAAAAAGAUUCUGGACCGGUCCUAGAAAAGCAAUUUACGUUGCUCCGGCGGUGACGGCUGAUACCGAAAGCUCUCCUUCGAACAUAGUCGCCGGACUUUUCGCUGUCAACGCAGUGGGAGACGGUGGCGCAGUCGCAGGCAAAACUGACGCCAGCGGAUCCCUAUUCGAUGAUAUAUUUAACAUUCCGAUUUCUACGUUGGCCGCUGUUAACCAGCUGCUGAGAAACAACAUUGGCUAAGGACUCACUGUAAUGCGCGUAUUACUUAUAAACUCAUACUUAAAAUACUAUAUAUAUGUAAAUAUAUAGCGGACGAUUACAUAAUAAUAAUACACACAGACGAAGUAGUCAAAGACUACGAGAUCCUUCGAAUAUAUUUAGCAAACUCAUUUGUUGCGUAUUCAGCUGCUUUUGGCAGAAGAUGUUUGUUUUACCUACUUACAAACGCUGUGCACACAUUAUCCAUCUUAUAAGUUCCCUGUACGUGAUUAGAUUAUUUCAACCAGCGAUAAUAUCCUGCAUAUACUACAGUAUUUCUUUGUGAAUUAUUUACAAGAAAAAUACAUAUGCUAAUAAAGUUUUUGUACAAAAAAAUUCAUUAAUUA
Molecule: messenger RNA, 1622 nt
Organism: Solenopsis invicta (red fire ant)
Lineage: Eukaryota; Metazoa; Arthropoda; Insecta; Hymenoptera; Formicidae
Product: elastin
Exons: 7
Coding region: 82-1257 (391 amino acids)
Source: RefSeq, a predicted model, not a curated record